Messenger RNA from Humulus lupulus (European hop), 1648 nucleotides. Its product is annotated as putative disease resistance RPP13-like protein 1. The coding region runs from base 127 to 1368 and encodes 413 amino acids. The transcript is spliced from 2 exons. The record is from RefSeq and is a predicted model, not a curated record. Lineage: Eukaryota; Viridiplantae; Streptophyta; Magnoliopsida; Rosales; Cannabaceae.
CUUUCAUCUGAGAUUAGUCUCCUCUGAUAUGUUGCUUAGAACAGGAAGUUGUUUAAGAGCUCUUUCUUUAAAUGAGUUCUCUAUCAAGAAGCUGCCGAAUUCAAUUGGCAAUUUAAAGCAUUUAAGAUGGGAAGUUUAAUCAACUUGCGAUAUCUAGAGAUUGAUGGUGUACCUUUGAAGGAGUUUCCCCAAGAUAUGAGCAAUAUGAAGCACUUGCAAUUUUUAUGUAAUGUGAUUUUGAGCGAUAAAAGUAGCGGAGGAUUUAAAAUGAAAAGGGUAGCAGAGCUUGAAAGUUUACGAUGCAUUUCGGGGUUGGAAAAUAUUAAUGAUGCAAGAGAAGCUUUAGGGGCUAAUUUGAAGGAUAAGAAGGGCCUUUCGAAAUUGACUUUGAGGUGGAAUUCCAAUGCUUGGGGGGCUGAUAAUUUGCAAAAAGAAAAGGAUAUAUUUGAUGCACUUCGACCCCAUGCAAACUUGGAGCAUCUUGUGAUUGAAAAUUACAGAGGUACAACAUUCUCAGACUGGAUUGGAGACUCUGCAUUUGUUAAUUUGGUAUCAAUCAGCUUAAUCUCUUGUGAAAAUUGUUGUACUUUACCCCCACUUGGGCAACUACCGUUUCUCAAAGAACUUGAAAUUAGAGGAUGUGAUAGUGUGAUCUCAAUAGGCGCUGAGAUUGAUCACACAGGAUGUCUAUUCAGUCAUCUAGAAAGGUUAACAAUCAUAGGAAUGUUGGAGUGGAAAGAUUGGUCAUUUAGUAGUGGAGCUAUGCAAGAAGGUCGAAUAUUCCCUCUUCUUAAAGAACUUUAUUUGGAUAAUUGUCCAAAGCUUAAUGUUGGCUUUCCUGGUUAUCUUCCAUCCUUGAAACAUCUUACUAUCUCUCAUUGUGAACAAAUGGCGGUUUUGCUCCCAAGAACUCAGCAAACUGUCACAGCCCCUCCCUCUCUUGUCUCUGUGAGAAUAAGUAAUUGUCCAGUGUUGGAAUCACUUCUAAACUGGGGAUCACACUCAAAAGUAGCGAAGCUUGAAUUAUGGGACUCCAAAAGGCUCUUUGAGAACCAUAAGCAAUGGGAUCUGCAUAGACUCUUCUGUCUAGAAUACUUAAGUAUCAGUGGAUGGGAUGAUGAUUCCUUUCUCGACGAGGGGCUCCUUCCAACCAAUCUUACUAGACUUGAGAUUUACAGUUCUAGUAACCUUGAAAUUCUAAACGACAAUGUGUUUCAACAACUUACCUCCCUUACAUCCUUGAGUAUAUAUGAUUGUGAAAAGUUGCGAUGCUUGCCAAAAGAAGGGCUUCCUACUUCCCUUUCUGAAUUAUUUAUAUUGAAAUGUCCUUUGCUGAAGCAAUGCUGCGAGAAAGGAGAAGAAGAUUGACCUAAGAUUCAGCACAUCACUACGCUGUGGAUAGAAGAUUAGCGUAUUAUUGUUAACAUGCCAACAUGCCAUGAAAUUCUCAAAGAGUUUGAAAGAUUCAAUUAUUAGGACUUUAAUCUUUGUAAGAGUUUGCUGAAACUUGUUAUGUUUUUUUUUUGUCCUCUUAAUCAAUUAUUUUGCUGCAACAAGCAUAUAAACUAAUGUUUGGUAGAGCUCAACAAGGUUGCUGUUAUAUAUUCUUCUGCAUAAUCUACUUGCUUAAUAUGUUUGGUAAAGUAAA